Messenger RNA from Argiope bruennichi, 1305 nucleotides. It is a transcript of the gene Naxe, whose product is annotated as NAD(P)H-hydrate epimerase-like. The coding region runs from base 97 to 915 and encodes 272 amino acids. Gene Ontology annotation, molecular function: NAD(P)HX epimerase activity. The record is from RefSeq and is a predicted model, not a curated record. NCBI's taxonomy places the organism in Eukaryota, Metazoa, Arthropoda, Arachnida, Araneae, Araneidae. Gene Ontology annotation, cellular component: mitochondrion. The transcript has 4 exons.
CAAGUUUUGGUUUUGCGCGGAGCUCAAAUUAUUUUAUGGAGCUGAAUUCAACUAUUUGUUUACUGUAAAUGAAGGCAUAGUUUACUGAAUUAGUAAAUGCAUUUAAAACUUUUAAUUGGCUUAAGUUAUAGGCAUUUUUUUAGCGUAAAAUCAAAAUAUUUUUUGAAGAAUCUAAUUUAUUUCAACUUUAGAACAAUGUCUACAUCAGUAAAGUAUUUGAGCCAACAGGAAGCUAUCGAUAUUGACCAAGAGCUAUUCAAUGAGUACAAAUUUAGCGUUGACCAGUUAAUGGAGCUGGCAGGUCUGAGCGUGGCCACCGCUAUUGCCAAAACUUAUCCUUUGCAAGAAAUGAAAAGAAAAGGAACUCUUUUAGUGUGUUGUGGACCUGGCAACAACGGAGGAGAUGGUCUAGUGUGCGCAAGACAUUUAAAAAUAUUCGGUUACGAGCCAACAAUCUUCUAUCCCAAACGCACAAAUAAACCUUUGUAUGAAAACCUGACCAUUCAGUGCCAAGAAAUGGACAUACCAUUUUUAUCAUUCUUGCCAGAAACGAAGCUCAUUGAUGAUUCUUACAACUUGGUUGUGGAUGCUCUUUUCGGUUUCAGUUUCAAACCUCCAGUGCGACCGGAGUUCGAAGACUGCAUGAAGAAACUGAAGAAUUUAAGCAUCCCUGUAUGUAGUGUGGAUGUUCCUUCGGGUUGGGAUGUUGAGAAAGGCGAUGACGAAGGAUUGCAACCAGAAUUCUUGAUAUCCUUAACUGCCCCCAAACAGUGCAGCAAACUUUUCAAGGGAAAAUACCAUUGGCUUGGUGGUCGUUUUGUGCCUACCAGUUUAGCAGCUAAAUACGAACUAAAUCUCCCUGCUUAUCCAGGAACUGAAUGUUGUGUCAAAUUGCCAUUGCCAUCUUCACAGUAAUUGGUGUGGACUCUUUCUGUCUGAAUUACAAAACUCCAUGGGUAAUGUCUUUGUGUUAUGAAAUCUGAGCAAAUAAAGACACUUGUUAAAUUGAUGUGCGAAGUGUUUCUGCUGCUACGUUGUACAUUAUUUCCUGUUUACUUUUAAAAAAAAUUUCUACGAUAUGUAAAAUGUAUUGCAUAAAUUUAACCUUCUUAUAAAUAACUUAGUAUUUAAUAUCAAAAAAUUACUUGUAAUAUUUAGGUUAACAUUUGUAAUUUUAUAUAUGCAUGAAUGCUGCAAAUUUUGUAUACGUACAACUAUCAUAAUUGUAAUUUUCAUGAUAAUAUAGAAUUUCUUUUUUGAUAACAUUUAAUUCAUUGUUCAACUGUAUGUGAUAUUUUGAUACUU